Urocitellus parryii (Arctic ground squirrel) is the source of this 561-nucleotide messenger RNA. It is a transcript of the gene Myl7, whose product is annotated as myosin light chain 7. Gene Ontology annotation, molecular function: calcium ion binding. The record is from RefSeq and is a predicted model, not a curated record. Lineage: Eukaryota; Metazoa; Chordata; Mammalia; Rodentia; Sciuridae.
CAGGAAGACUGGGAUCCGGGGAAAGGCUGCAGCCACCAAGCAGACUCAGCGUGGAUCUUCCAAUGUCUUUUCCAUGUUUGAACAAGCCCAGAUCCAGGAGUUCAAGGAAGCAUUCAGCUGCAUUGACCAGAACAGAGAUGGCAUUAUCUGCAAGUCAGACCUGAGAGAGACCUACUCCCAGCUCGGCAAGGUGAGCGUCCCAGAGGAGGAACUGGAUGCUAUGCUACAGGAGGGGAAGGGUCCCAUCAACUUCACGGUCUUCCUCACACUCUUUGGGGAGAAACUCAAUGGSACAGACCCCGAGGAAGCCAUCCUGAGUGCCUUCCGUAUGUUUGACCCCAGCGGCCAAGGGGUAGUGAACAAGGAUGAGUUCAAGCAGCUCCUCCUGACCCAGGCAGACAAGUUCUCUCCAGCUGAGGUAGAGCAGAUGUUUGCCCUGACACCCAUGGACCUGGCAGGCAACAUCGACUACAAGUCCCUGUGCUACAUCAUCACUCAUGGGGACGAAAAAGAGGAGUAAGGGGAAGGCCUGGGGUACCACAAUAAACUCUGUUUCUGAAU